Messenger RNA from Penicillium soppii, 1359 nucleotides. RefSeq lists its product as uncharacterized. The record is from RefSeq and is a predicted model, not a curated record. NCBI's taxonomy places the organism in Eukaryota, Fungi, Ascomycota, Eurotiomycetes, Eurotiales, Aspergillaceae. The transcript is spliced from 3 exons. The coding region runs from base 1 to 1359 and encodes 452 amino acids.
AUGUUCGGCUUUUCCCGUGCAUCGGUGAUCGCAGAACUGCUAGCGGUGUCGAUAUGCUUCUCCAAUGCCUUCGCUGCUGUUUGCAACUCAACUUGGAUCAGAUCCCAAGCUGAUGCAGAUGCGCUUCGUCGGAACUGUCCAAUCGUCAUUGGUCAUGUUGGUAUCGGUCCAUUUGACGGCGACUCCACUGUACAUAUCAACCUCGACGGUAUCGAAUUGAUCGCAGGCACCCUUGGGGAAUAUCCUGCUUCCCGGCACGAAUAUUCCACUCAGCCCUAUUACACACUCUCCAGUUCAUCUUUGAGAGGAGUCGAUGCAGUCGAGUUUGGAGCCUAUGACACUAGAAUAAUGAACCUCACACUUCCCAAUCUCAAACGCGUGAAUGACUAUUUUGAGGCAGGAGACUAUGCUUACAAUCUAAAGUACCUGGACAUCACGAGUCUGGAUACCGCGUCAACCAUUACGCUUUCAGCCCCAAAUCUCACCACGCUCCACCACACAAGGUUGCGCAAUGUGACUAAAUUGCAUAUUCACCCGAUGCAGAUUAAUUCGCUUGAUAGUUUGACUGAUAAUCAGCUCAAUCUGCGAGAAGCGACGUUGGAAGGUCCAUUCCCAAACGUCGACAAUAUUCCUAUUGGAUUCACGUCUGCAAAAUACCUCAUAAUCAAGGACAAUUCAUCUGUCACUCUGGGAGGCUCCUCAACAACAGCGAUGGCCGUCGAAGAACUCAGGCUCUCUGAUGGUGUUACGGAUCUUAAGCGUAGUGCACAGGUCAAUACACUCGAGGUUGAUACUUUAGUGAUAUCAAGCUCCGUUGAUAUCACUCGUCUGGAACUACCGUUUGACAAUCUCCGCUCUUUCAUGAUUGAGCGACGCGCCGAGACACAUCCUAUGAAAUCCAUCAUCCUUCCCCCUCAAGCCCUAGAUUGGACAGGCGGUUUUGAACUUCAUAUCUCAUCCGCCCCAGAGUUAAAUUUGACGUCGAUAUACGACCAUGACGAGAAAGGCAAUCGCAUUCAGACGUGGUACUGGCCAAGGAAUGUCUCAUACAUUGAUAUGGUGGAUGUAACUACAGGAAACGCAUUCUUUGAACCCUUUGUGGUCCAGCAAAAGGCCCCGUUGGAUAGUCAAUUUCCUCCUUCAGCCUUGAAGACCUUUCGGGUUAUUCCAUCAGCCAACUCUACCCAUUUCAAUUGCACGCCAUUUACGGAGCUUGUGGACUCGGGUCGUUUGCCGAGCGCUAGAAGCGCGAUGUUUUGCCGAAAUUCGACGCAACCUACCAGCGGCACCACCCGGACCCAUGCACCAAUUUCUCUCAGUGCUGUCAGUGCUUUUGUGAUUUUCGCAUGGAUGCUAUAA